AGCACAUUCCCGAAGCUGGACCGGCUCCCCUCAGGCCAUGCACUCGCGCGUUUUCGCGUAUUUUCAGUUCUGUUCCGAUCACUUACUUUUUUUCCUAAACGACGUUGGUGACUCCCUGGAUGACUGCGGGGUCCCAGGGCGAUGGGUCAUACAGUCCCAGUGUGGGCGCCCCGGACGGAGUAGAGGCAUGGCCACGACUCGGCAGACGGUCCCCAGACACGUGCCGGGGGCCAAACGUGGGUCAGUCCGGUCCAGUGGGGGCUUAGCCUCCGUACUUACCGGCGUCUCAGCUCCUGAUGGUGCGGAAACCUGUCCCACAAUGUGAGGGCGUCCUCUCCGCAGAUCGGACGUUAAGCCGCUCCCAGGUGCACAAUGAACCCCAAUAUGAAGCAGAAGCAGGAAGGCACCCAUGGGCGCGUGCAGAGCAGUCCUGUCCCGAGGAGGACCCUGAAGAUGAUCCAGCCGUCCACAGCCGGGCCCCUCGUCGGCAGAGAGAACGAGCUGGUUAAAGGCUCGUUCAAACCGAAGCAUCGCAGUGACCAGUCGGCGUCUAAGACUUCCGGCUCUGGAGUCCCUGCUGUCCCGGAGCACGGGGAGAGCAAGGAGCUGGGAGGAGUUACCCAGGAGGCACUGGACCUCAUGGCUGCAGAAAACCCGUCCUCCCAGUACUGGAAGGAAGUGGCGGAGCAGCGGCGGAAGGCUCUCUAUGAAGCGCUGAAGGAAAACGAGAAGCUCCACAGAGACAUCGAGCAGAAGACCAGUGAGAUCGCCCGCCUGCAGAGGGAGAACCGGGAGCUGGCGGCGGUGGCGGAGCACGUGCAGUACAUGGCCGAGGUCCUGGAGCGGCUGAAAGGAGACGCUCUGGAGAGCUUCGAAUCGCCGGACAGCGAGGGAUCUGAUUCUGAGGAGGAGGCGGGCGAGGAUCCUGAGGCGGAGUUCCCGGCGAGGGCAGCCGUGUCUUCCUCCACGGACGCCCGGCCCGGCGCGUGAGCUGCGCAGAGACUCAGAAAAGACAUGCCCCAGGUACCGCCACGACGGUUCUUGGUGGCAGAGCAAAUAGCUGUGAAGCAGACGUUCUGUUUGAGCCCUGGGACCCUAUCGUGUUAAAAUACAAAUACGGUGUGUUUUAAUCUAUGGUGUUUUAUGUAAAUAACGUUUUCUCAGAUGUCAGACACAACUUGUGUACAUGAUAAAUAAACUUCGUUUCCUAGUGAGCAUA
This is a messenger RNA of Myotis lucifugus (little brown bat), 1219 nucleotides long. RefSeq names its product geminin, DNA replication inhibitor (gene GMNN). Gene Ontology annotation, biological process: negative regulation of DNA replication; negative regulation of cell cycle. The transcript has 7 exons. Gene Ontology annotation, cellular component: nucleus. The record is from RefSeq and is a predicted model, not a curated record. Lineage: Eukaryota; Metazoa; Chordata; Mammalia; Chiroptera; Vespertilionidae. The coding region runs from base 373 to 990 and encodes 205 amino acids.